AUGGCAACUGGAGCAGAAAUCAUGACCGGUGGCUCUUCCUGGCCCAUUCAGCUCUCAAUUCCUCUUCCAAGAGCUCCUGAUACCAGAAUACACAUGCACCUUACCAUCCAAACAACCUCAAUCCUCUUGUUCCUUACCACUACGAUGAAUGGAGGCACAUCAACCACGGUACCACUGGGAUCUUUUGUCUACGCACUUCCAGAUAGGCUGAACCUUGGCCAAACGCUCUCAACCCCUCUUUACACGCACGAAUCCUCAUUGGAGUUCACGACACGCCUUGCAAAGCUUCUUGCGCACAAGACCAAAAAGUCGGUCUAUGUUGGGAACUCCAUAAGCUUCACGAGCGCGGGUAUGGGCGGAACAGUGGAAGAGGAAAUGGAAGGAUUCAAGAAGGUGGUUGAUGUUGUGCUGGAGGAGGUUCAAAAGAUCAGCGGAGAGCAGCGAAACGGCAUUUGA
Molecule: messenger RNA, 456 nt
Organism: Drepanopeziza brunnea f. sp. 'multigermtubi' MB_m1
Lineage: Eukaryota; Fungi; Ascomycota; Leotiomycetes; Helotiales; Drepanopezizaceae
Biological process (GO): proteasome assembly
Source: RefSeq, a predicted model, not a curated record